GGCCUGGGCGGGGCCUGGCCGGGGCGUCAGGGCCGCGGGCCGCAGGUGCCGGCGGCACUGGGCCUGGGCCUGGGCCUGCACCGGGUGCCCCUCGGGCCGCGCGGCCCUGAGUGGCGGCAUCUCCCCGGCCCGGCCCGGUCCGGUCCGGGCGGCGGCCUGGCAGGAAGCCUGAGUGGGAUGCGGCUGACGCGGAAGCGGCUGUGCUCGUUUCUCAUCGCCCUGUACUGCCUCUUCUCCCUGUACGCCGCCUACCACGUCUUUUUCGGGCGCCGCCAACGGUCACCGGCUGCGUCUUCGCGGGGCCUCCGGAAGGGGGCGGCCCCGGCGCGGGAGGGGCGCGGCCGAGAACCAUCUACUUUGGGAAGUGAAGAAUGGAAUCCUUGGGAAGAAGAUGAAAAAAAUGAGCAACAACACAGAUUUAAAACUAGUCUCCAAAUAUUAAAUAAAUCCAUGAAAGAGAAAACAGACUUCCAAGUACAAAUCUGGGGCAAAGCUGCCAUUGGUUUGUAUCUCUGGGAGCAUAUUUUUGAAGGCAUACUUGAUCCUACUGAUGUGACCGCUCAAUGGAGAGAAGGAAAUUCAAUUGUAGGAAGAACACAUUACAGCUUCAUCACUGGUCCAGCUGUAGUUCCGGGGUACUUCUCCGUUGAUGUGAAUAAUGUGGUACUCAUUUUAAAUGGAAGAGAAAAAGCAAAGGUCUUUUUUGCCACCCAGUGGUUACUUUAUGUACAAAAUUUAGUACAAACUCAAAAACUCCACCAUGUUGCUGUUGUUUUGCUUGGAAAUGAACAUUGUAACAACGACUGGAUCGACCAGUUCCUCAAAAGAAAUGGGGGGUUUGUGGAGCUGCUGUUCAUCAUAUAUGACAGCCCCUGGGUUAAUGACACGGAUGUUUUCCAGUGGCCUUUAGGAGUAGCAACGUACAGGAAUUUCCCUGUGGUGGAGGCAAGUUGGUCAAUGCUGUAUAAUGAAAGGCCCUACUUAUGUAAUUUCCUAGGAACUAUUUAUGCAAAUUCAUCCAGACAAGCACUCAUGAGCAUUUUGAAACAAGGUGGAAUUGAUAAGCUCUGUUGGGUCUCAGUAAGAGAACAGUGGCAGCCUCAGGAAACAAAUGAAAGCCUUAAGAAUUAUCAAGAAGCUUUGCUUCAGAGCGACCUCACUCUGUGCCCAGUAGGGGUAAACACGGAAUGUUAUAGGAUAUAUGAGGCUUGCUCCUAUGGCUCCGUUCCUGUGGUGGAAGAUGUCAUGACAGCUGGCAGCUGUGGAAAUACAUCUGUUUCCCAGAAUGCUCCUCUGCAGUUACUCAAGUCCAUGGGCGCUCCCUUUAUCUUUAUUAAGAACUGGAAGGAACUUCCUGCUAUUCUAGAAAAAGAGAAAACUAUGACUUUACAGGAAAAAAUUCAAAGAAGAAAAAUGUUACUUCACUGGUAUCAACACUUCAAAACAGAGCUAAAAACGAAAUUUACUAAUAUUUUAGAAAGUUCAUUUUUAAUGAACAAUAAAGGUUAACUAUUAAUUAUC
This is a messenger RNA of Pipistrellus kuhlii (Kuhl's pipistrelle), 1521 nucleotides long. RefSeq names its product ribitol xylosyltransferase 1 (gene RXYLT1). The transcript has 6 exons. Gene Ontology annotation, molecular function: ribitol beta-1,4-xylosyltransferase activity. The record is from RefSeq and is a predicted model, not a curated record. The coding region runs from base 178 to 1509 and encodes 443 amino acids. Gene Ontology annotation, cellular component: Golgi apparatus. Gene Ontology annotation, biological process: protein O-linked glycosylation via mannose. NCBI's taxonomy places the organism in Eukaryota, Metazoa, Chordata, Mammalia, Chiroptera, Vespertilionidae.